This is a messenger RNA of Tinamus guttatus (white-throated tinamou), 1902 nucleotides long. The record is from RefSeq and is a predicted model, not a curated record. NCBI's taxonomy places the organism in Eukaryota, Metazoa, Chordata, Aves, Tinamiformes, Tinamidae.
AUGGGUGACACGCAGCAGUGUGGUCACCGGGUUGAGGAAGGCUCUCGCCCCUCUGCUCAGCGGGGUGGAGGCCACGUGCGGAGCUGCUGCAAGUUUUACUUCAUUAAUGUUUUGCAAAGCACCAAGGCCGAGUGGGAUUUGGGAAGGAGGGUCCAAGGCAGCGUCUCCCUGCGGCAGGAAUUCAGGCGCCUCCAGCCAGGCAGCCUCCUGCAGCCCCAGGUGGGGCAGGUGGCCUGUCCAGGAGGACGGGAAGGAUCCUGCAUCCUGCUGAUCCUGCAGGAGCUGAUGAGCAGCCAGAACCGUGUCCUGGUUGCCCUGCCCUACCUGAGUCCUCACGUGUCCUUCCUCGGGCACAACGCUGCACCAGGUCCCCCCAUGUCGCUGCGCCUCCUGACAGGCCCCCAAGGUCCCGCGGCGGUGGCCGCGCACGCUGGCGCUCUGCAGCGGAGGUUCCCGCGGGCCGGAUGGCAGGACGGGCGCCUCGUGUCCCAAAUCACCCACCCCAGCAGGUUAGUGGGGCAGAGCUCAGGAGGAGAAGUCCAGAAGCAUCAGCUGGACACCAGGGUCAGGAAUGAGCCUGGAGGAGGAGGAGGAGGAGGAGGAAGCCCUGCAGCGCACCUGGCGCGCGUGAGCUUCGUGGUGCACGCCUUCGGCUCGGCCUUCACCCUCGACCUGCAGCUCAACCAGGUCACACACACGUUUUGGGGUGACACGUGCAUUUCGGAGUCUCACACACACACACACGUGCGCGUGUUUCGGGCGGAAGCCACGUUCUGCGGAGCCGCGGUGCGGCGUGCGCAGCACACAGUGCACAGCGAGACCAAGUACAUCGAGCUGGCCGUGGUGAACGACCACCAGCUGGGGAGCACGCAGGGCGGCGUCCCCACCAGCAACUUCGCCAAGUCCAUAGUGAACCUGGCUGACAUGAUCUACAAGGAGCAGCUCAACACCCGCAUCGUGCUCGUGGCCAUGGAGACGUGGGCCGCGGAGGACAAGAUCCGCGUGGAGGAGGACUCGCUGGAGACGCUGGCCCAGUUCAUGAAGUACCGCAGGGAGGCCCUGCCGGAGCCGAGCGACAGCGUCCAACUCUUCUACCGCGGGCGCCUGCACCACGACACCAAGGGGUCCCCCGGCACCCCAGGUGCUCCCCGCCAGCGCCUCUGCUGUCCUCUUGCAGGCGAGUGCCGGUGUCCGGACAUCUGGCUGGGCUGCAUCAUGGAGGACACGGGCUACUACCUCCCGCGCAAGUUCUCCCGCUGCAGCAUCGACGAGUACAACCAGUUCCUGCAGGUUGGCGGUGGCAGCUGCCUCUUCAAUAAGCCUCUGAAGCUCCUGGACCCGCCGGAGUGCGGCAACGGCUUCGUGGAGGGGGGCGAGGGGGGGGGCUCCGGGUCCUGGAAACGAAUCCCAGGAAAAGCAGGCGCCGGAGGGAAAGUGGUGGCAUCUCCCGUGAGCCGGAGCUCCACGCCGAGCUUCGUCUCCAAAAUCCCCGAGUCCCUCUGUGCCGACGCCGAGUCCGCUGGGCGGAAGGCGCUGCCGGGACGCUCUGCAACAGGGACCUGCUGGAGGGCCGAGGUGGUGGCAAGAAGAUGGAGGAAGGCUGCACAUCUCCGCAGCCACAAGCACUCCUGCUCCGAGACGUUCCGUGCUGGUCACUCCCAGUUCACGCCAACAUCAGGAACCACCAACAGCUGCGACAGCUGCUCCAGGACCUUCACCGGAGACGCGGAUGAAGAGCCGGCCCAAGAAGGCCCCUUUGCAGAGCCCCGCCGGGUCCGUAUCCAUUGCAGCAAAGCUCUUUCCUCUCGGUGCUGCCGGCGGAGACCGGCGCUCCCCGGGCCGCCCCGUGCGGACCUGGCUCCGCGCUCCGGCUUCCAGCGCGUGGAUCCGGCGCACGGCUGA